GCGUCCCAAUUUCCGGUUCCGGUUAGUACCAGGAGCCGGGUCGAGAUGGAGGAAGAUGUACACCGAAGCUGGCAGUCGCCGGGUACCGCGGAUAGAUUGGGAGCUGCGGCCUAGCGGUCUGGGCGUGGAGUUCGCCUCAGGCGCGGCGGGACCUCCCUGUUCUGAGAAGGACUUCGGGCACAAUGGAAGACAAACGCAACAUCCAGAUCAUUGAGUGGGAACACCUGGACAAGAAGAAGUUCUACGUGUUUGGUGUGGCAAUGACAAUGAUGAUCCGGGUCAGCGUCUACCCAUUCACCCUCAUCCGCACUCGGUUGCAGGUUCAGAAAGGCAAGAGCCUCUACCAUGGGACCUUCGAUGCUUUCAUCAAGAUCCUGCGAGCAGAUGGUGUGACUGGCCUCUACCGGGGGUUCCUGGUCAACACCUUCACCCUCAUCUCGGGCCAGUGCUAUGUCACCACUUACGAGCUCACCCGGAAGUUUGUAUCUGAUUACAGCCAGAGCAACACAGUCAAAUCACUUGUGGCUGGUGGCUCGGCCUCUCUCGUGGCCCAGAGCAUCACCGUGCCCAUUGAUGUGGUCUCUCAGCACCUGAUGAUGCAGCGUAAGGGCGAGAAAGUGGGCCGCUUCCAAGUGCGAGGGAACCCAGAGGGACAAGGAGUAAUUGCCUUUGGCCAAACCAAGGACAUCAUCAGGCAGAUCCUGCGGGUCGAUGGGCUUCGCGGCUUCUACCGAGGCUAUGUGGCUUCACUGCUCACCUACAUCCCCAACAGUGCUGUCUGGUGGCCCUUCUAUCACUUCUACGCAGAGCAGCUCUCAUCUCUCUGUCCUAAGGAAUGCCCUCACAUUGUCUUUCAAGCCAUCUCAGGGCCCCUGGCUGCAGCUACGGCUUCCAUCCUCACCAACCCCAUGGACGUCAUCCGAACCCGAGUGCAGGUUGAGGGCAAGAGCUCCAUUAUCCUGACCUUCAGACAGCUGAUGGCAGAAGAGGGGCCUUGGGGCUUCAUGAAGGGCCUCUCAGCCAGGAUCAUCUCAGCCACGCCCUCCACCAUCGUCAUUGUGGUCGGCUACGAGAGCCUCAAGAAACUGAGCCUCAGACCUGAGCUGGUGGACUCGAGACACUGGUAACAGUGUGGGAGAGAAGCCUGUUUCCCACGCGACUCAGGAGGGGACAGAGCAGGGAGAUAGCACCCGCUCCAAGUGCCCCUACCACAUACCUAGCCCUGCCCUGGGCCAGGUGCCCUGGAGGGACAGGAACUGAGACUUUGAACUGCUCUUGCUGAAGAGGCUCCACACCUGCAUCUCCUGCCCCCAUUAUUUAGUUUUCCUACCCAACCGGGCUCCCUCACUCAGUCCCUGUACUCCAUCCUGCCCUAAGGAACCCACCCUCCCCACUAGUCCCAUUCCCGUUAACCCUUCUUCUGGUUUCCCUUUCCGUGUCCCUGAGAUCCUGGUAAGAGCUGUACAUAGAGCUUGCUUACUGCCACUGGUUCUUCCACUUGGGCCGUCAGCCCAGAUUCCAAGCAGUUUGCCAUCAGCCUUUUCCUGCUUCGUCUCUUAGGCUUAUUUUUAUUCUGGGACUGAUUUGCCCACCAGACUACUCUGCUCUUUCCUGCCACUGGGGGCAAGGUGCCAAGCACUUUUGCACAGGGAGUAGGCACAGCAAAAGCUUCAGAGUGCUCAUCCUCUCUUCGGAGUUAUUAGAUUGGGAGAAAUGUUAAUAUUUUAUUUUGUGUGUUUAUAUUGUUUUAACAUCUGUGAACCAGGUUACUGUCUUUGUCCUGCUAAAGUACCUAUCCAAUCCUGCAGUCAGAGCCCACCCUUUCCUCAGAAAAAUACAAUGUAGCUUUUCCUUCAAUCUCAGUUCCCUAUCCCUUCCAUGUCCCUGCAGUCCCAGGACUUACAAGCUGCUGGCUUCCCCUGGCCCAGACGAUGACAGUGGUAGGCACAAUUCUAAGUAGAUCAGGCUGCUGGGGGCACACGGGACUUGGAGCACUACCCUGAAAAGUCAGAUUGAGAGAGUAGCUGGCUUGGAUAGGCCAAGACGGGGUGUGUGCCCCAGCCCAUUUCCCAGACCAGCUGAGCCAGGCCUAGGAGAGGGCAGUUGUCAUACAUACAUAUCCCAAUCACUUGGACCCACGGAAACGAAUGUUGUCCCAGUCUCUGAUACGUGGAACUGUCUGUGUUUUCUUCUCCCCAAUGUGAAGUCAUCCCGGUCAUGGCACCCUCUCGUGUAGUGGUCGCCAACCAGUGGUCCUCGGAUCACUGCUGGUCCGUGAGGUCUGUGAGGUCCGAAAGGUUGGCGACCGCUGCUCGAGGGGGAUGCUUGGAAGAGAGCGGGUGAGGAAGUCACCCAACACCAGGACCACUACACACCAGCCUGAUACUGCCGAGGUUACCUGUUGAUGCUCUCGGGAGCUGAGUGAGGAGCGUUCCUUCCCUGCCUCAUCCGACCUUGUCUACCAAGCCUGUGUUGCAGGCGAGAGAGGUGCAGCAAAAAGGAUGAGAAGAAGGCAUAUCAAACCCUGCACUUGUCCUGGAGACAUGUGGCCAGGAUGAUCCUUCAAACCUUUGUAUUGGUCCCACCCCCUGGGAAGGGCCAUGGUGCCAGUUUGAAAGGUGCUAGCUACCUUUUGAAGCCUUGCUGUUUCUUAUAGCUGCCCCACAUUCUAUCGCCCUGGCCAGAUCAGAAUCUGAAAGACACAUUUUUCUACCUUCACCACUGACACUGCCCAUCUUGGUCUUUUAUCUUUGAGGGUUAUUUUCCCUUAUUUUGGUUUGCUUUUUCUUGCACUUUGUCAAGAUUCCUUCCCACCCACAAACGGUCAUCCAAAGGGUUAGGCCCACAGAUCAUUCUGAAUCUUCCUGCCCCUCAGUCACCCCUUUACCUUAAGAACCACUAACAUAACAGAAGCCAGCUUUCUUUCUCUGUCUUUUUUCCAUUGAUUU
This is a messenger RNA of Myotis davidii, 2948 nucleotides long. RefSeq names its product solute carrier family 25 member 44 (gene SLC25A44). Gene Ontology annotation, cellular component: mitochondrion. Gene Ontology annotation, biological process: branched-chain amino acid catabolic process; transmembrane transport. The record is from RefSeq and is a predicted model, not a curated record. NCBI's taxonomy places the organism in Eukaryota, Metazoa, Chordata, Mammalia, Chiroptera, Vespertilionidae. The coding region runs from base 183 to 1127 and encodes 314 amino acids. Gene Ontology annotation, molecular function: branched-chain amino acid transmembrane transporter activity. The transcript is spliced from 4 exons.